AUGAGUGCGCAGUACAAAGGCAGCAAGCCAGGACUAAAAACAAUUGGAAGCAGAGAAUUUGAGGAGAAAACAACAGCCAGCUUCUCCCACAGCGCCACCACGGAUCCGGAGCGAUGCCUUCCUUCCCAAACACCUUUCUCCGCGCACCAGGCCACGGUCGAGGAUGAAGAAAAAGCGAUCCGAGUACCAUCGUACGCUGGUGGAAACCAGCUAGCACUCACAGCGACACGAUCCACCCAGGAAGGCUUUGGCAGUGAGUACCCCGAGGGCGGUCUGCAAGCAUGGCUGGUCGUCUUCGCCUCCUUCUGUGGACUGCUGGCUGCCCUGGGCAUCAUGAACACCAUUGGCGUGUAUCAGAGCUACAUUGCCGACAACCAGUUAGCCGGCUAUAGCGAGAGCACUGUCGGAUGGAUCUCAUCCAUCUAUGUCUUCCUCUCAUUCGGAGGCGGUCUCAUCAUUGGACCAGUCUUCGACAAAUAUGGACCGAGGCUCCUCGUACUGCUGGGAAGUGUCUGCAUCAUGCUCUGCAUGAUGCUUCUCGGCGUUUGCACGCAGUACUGGCACUUUAUCCUCGUCUUCGGCAUUCUCGGUGGCACUGGGACCUCUCUCAUCUUCACUCCAGCAAUCGCCUCCAUCGGGCACUUCUUUUUGGUGAAGCGCGGCAAUGCCACUGGUCUCGCAGCAACAGGAGGCGCAGUGGGUGGUGUCAUCUUUCCACUGAUGCUCCAGUCACUCUUCCCGCGUGUCGGCUGGGGCUGGGCUACAAGAGCCCAAGGCUUCUUAUUUCUCGGUCUGCUCAUUCCGAUGAAUGUCUUCACCCGCUCACGACUUCCACCAAAGGAGAAGGCCUCUGUCCUCCCGGACUUCCGCAUCUUCCGCAAUGUCGACUUUGCGCUCGUCACGGUCGGAACCUACUUCAUGGAAUGGGGCCUCUUCGCGCCCAUCACCUAUAUCACAAGCUACUCCCUCGCAUCCGGCGCCAUGAGCCCAGAAUUUGCAUACCAAAUCAUUGCCAUCUUCAAUGCGGGCUCCGCCGUCGGCCGCUGGAUACCGGGACUCCUUGCGGACAAGAUCGGCCGCUUCAACGCCAUCCUCGCAGCUCUUCUCCUCUGCACGGCGUCGUCACUAGCAUUGUGGCUGCCAGCUACCGUCCUGUCCGCAUCAGAGAACCCUGCCACCCACAACAACGCCGUCUUCGGUCUGACCGUUACAUUCUGCGUCCUGUUCGGAUUCGGCUCCGGGUCGAACAUUUCCUUGACUCCCGUCGCCGUGGGGAUGCUGUGCGAUACCGAAGAAUACGGCCGGUAUUACAGCACGUGUUACUGCAUUGUCAGCUUGGGCACUCUGACUGGAAUUCCGAUCGCCGGUGCCUUGAUCUCGGCUUGUGACGGAGCUUACUGGGGUGUGGCAUUAUUCACCGGGUUGUGCUAUAUCAUAGCCCUGGCGGCUUUCACGGCCGUUAGGACUACGAAGGUUGGAUGGAAAGUGACUGCGAAGUACUGA
Messenger RNA from Lecanosticta acicola, 1503 nucleotides. The record is from the annotation of a GenBank genome assembly. Lineage: Eukaryota; Fungi; Ascomycota; Dothideomycetes; Mycosphaerellales; Mycosphaerellaceae.